This is a messenger RNA of Corythoichthys intestinalis (scribbled pipefish), 745 nucleotides long. RefSeq names its product urotensin 1 (gene ucn1). The record is from RefSeq and is a predicted model, not a curated record. Gene Ontology annotation, cellular component: extracellular region. The transcript has 2 exons. The coding region runs from base 285 to 602 and encodes 105 amino acids. NCBI's taxonomy places the organism in Eukaryota, Metazoa, Chordata, Actinopteri, Syngnathiformes, Syngnathidae. Gene Ontology annotation, molecular function: hormone activity.
UGCAAGUUGUGUGGAUGUGCCUGAUUUUCAAUUCUUUGGCGGGAGACGACUGUCUAGCGAUUUGUACGCAGGUUAUUUUGAAAUUUUGUAUCCAAGAAUAGUAUACGGAGAUGCUUUUUUCUUAUUGGGACAAGUGUGUGUGUGUGUGUGGGUGAAGGAAAAGUGUGUGUCAGUGUCAGUGACGCAAUAGAAUGCGUGUAUAAAACACGUCGCUUCGGUCAGCCGGCGUGAAGAAACGAGCUUCAGCGGAACCCCGAGACAGAAAAAGCAAGAUUUGAACAAGCAUGAAGUGUCGGUCGUUUCUCUUCUCACUCCUCCUUUGGAUCCUCCUCCUCUCUCCUACCUCCACCCUCCCACGGAUGCUCCUGAGGAGGGCAACCGACAGCGACGCUGUCUCCCAGCUCUUUCUCCAAGAUCCGCCGGAGGAAGAGGACGUGAUGGACGACGAGCCAAAGGCGAGGGCGCGCCGGGAGCACAGGCCGCUCUCCAUCGACUUGACCUUUCACCUCCUGAGGAACCUGAUCCACAACGCCCGCACGGAGGAGCAGCAGCAGCUGCGCGUGCGUCUCAACCGAAAGAUGCUGGAUGAGAUCGGGAAAUAAAAUAUUGACAUCACAUCGCGAGUAAUGUAAAUAUAAUCAUUUUCGUUCGUUAAAGCAGGGUCUUUCACGUCACGUGACUGAUGUUGUCAUCAUUCAACAAAAGAUUCAUUUUUAUUUUGUAAUAAAAUGAGAACAAAUAUGAA